AUGCAAGUGCCACGGAGCCAUGCUAUGCACGAGGAGGAAUCGCCUCGACAGCCGGAGAGUGCUGUACGUUCGUCAGGCAACCAUGUCAAGGUCGUGGAGGAAGCAAAGAACCCGCCUUCAGCUGUUCCUCAUUCGCCAAGCCAGCUCGGUUCUGAUGUUGGUCGUGACAGACCCCUGGGUGGAAGACUUCCCAGCCGUACGGAGUCUUUUGCCGAGCUGGGCAAUUUGUCUUGGCUGAAUGCACUGAUCAGCUGGUUGUGGCCAAGUUUCAACAGGGCAGUGAUGGAGUUCGUGCAAGAAGACCUCAUGCCUAGGCUGCGAGACUCCCUUCCAUCUGUGUUCAGGCACGUGCAUUGUUGCCGCUUUACGCUGGGUGAUCAAAGCCCAGAGCUGGGCCCUGUGCAAGUCUUGGAGCAUUCGCCUCAUCGAGUGGACGUUGUCCUCGGGAUGGAGUACCUGAGCGAUGUUGACAUCAGUUUCGAUGCCGGAAGUGGUAUUUCCUUCGGAGUGAGGCGCUUGACCUGUAACGGUAAGAUGUGCGUGUCGCUGCGCCCUCUCAUGCAGCGAUUUCCCAUUGCCGGUGCGGUGCACGUGUUUUUCGCUGCUGCGCCGCAGGUUGAUCUUGAGCUUACCGGCUUGGCGUCGCUGGGCCACUUCCCCGGAGUUGAGAAAACCAUUCGGCGAGCUGUUGCAGACUGGCUCACCAGCUCCAUGGUCCUACCAAGGAGUAAGGCCGUGCUCCUUGCGGACGACGUCGACCCUAUGGAGGCGUUGGCAGAGCAACCGCUUGGAGUCGUUGCCGUGAAGGUCUUGCGGGCUGAAAACCUUGCUGGCGUCAACUGCCACGCUUUCAAAGAGGACUGCUUCACAUCUCAUCCCUAUUGCAUUUUGUCGUUGGGGGACCGCUCAGUGCGAUCUUCGACGGUCUACGAUACCACGCAUCCUGUGUGGCCAGCAGCAGAACCAGAUGUUCAUUUUGUUGUGCACCACCGGGAACAGCUGCUCUUCGUGGAGGUACAUGGUGAAGCGAGCGCAAGCCUGUUUCAACACAACUUCACCGCAUUUCUUGGACGUUCUUCGUGUCGGAUCGGACACUGCCUGAGACGAUGGCCGGAGGAGGGCAAGACUGGAGUUCGCCGCAACACACAGAAACUUGACACCUCCCAGGUGCAGCGAGAUCUCCUGCAUGUGGAUGAUCCAGUGAAUCGAGGCUUGCCAUCCGUGGUGGAUGUGCAGGUGCAGUGGUAUGACUUCGUUGGUGCAGAUGGCUGGGACGAUACAGCACCUGCUGCAUCGGCGGCGCUGGUGAUCGAACUAGUUCGAGGUGCUGGCUUUCCAAGCGAAGGCAACGUUGGGCGUGGUCUGCGAUGGAGGACAUGGGUCGAUGACAAGGAUGUGCUGGUGAGCCAGAAGGGGCAGCUGCCAUCAGAUCAGCUGCGUUUUCCGGAUCUUCCUAUCAAUCCUCGGCUGUUUCCGGUUAUAGACAACCUCGACGCCCGUCGAUAUUCAUUGAAGGACAUGGCACAAAUCGUGGGCAUUGCCGAGGAGCUGGUCGCAACAUACUUGAGGACCAGAGAUGAGUUCAAAAACAAACAGGAACAUCUUCGAGAGGUUCAAAGCAAAGAUGACUACCGAAUCAAGUUGCAGUGGUUCCAAGUCCUCGUGCACAUUCUUGAUGCCUCUGAUGCGUCCAAGAGCUUGAACUUCGCUUUGCUAGAUUCGAAGGACACAGAAGUUGGACGACUCCCAAGCGUUCCUUUGAGGUCUCUUCUGGAAGACUCCCGAGGAAGCACCACUUUGAAGUCUUGUGUGCUACAGGGUUCUCCCGAAGAACGCGGAGGCAAGGGCUGCAACCAGCAUCGUGCUGCAGCGCGUGGUGCUGCGGAAGGCAGGAAAAUGAUCGUGCCUAGUGGCCUGCGUUGCUUAGGUCUCCCAUGGCUUGGAUUUGGCGUUUCGAGUUUGAAUCCUCGAUUUGCCACGGUCCAAAUGGACAUCUCCUUGAGAGUCUGCGGAUUGAAAGCAGGACGCUUGCCGAAAGUCUGA
This is a messenger RNA of Symbiodinium natans, 2043 nucleotides long. The record is from the annotation of a GenBank genome assembly. NCBI's taxonomy places the organism in Eukaryota, Dinophyceae, Suessiales, Symbiodiniaceae.